Molecule: messenger RNA, 497 nt
Organism: Orcinus orca (killer whale)
Lineage: Eukaryota; Metazoa; Chordata; Mammalia; Artiodactyla; Delphinidae
Gene: THSD8
Product: thrombospondin type 1 domain containing 8
Exons: 3
Coding region: 1-351 (116 amino acids)
Source: RefSeq, a predicted model, not a curated record
AUGGCCCGGAGCGGUUUGACACUACUAUUGCUGCCUCUGAUACUCCUGCUGCUGGCAACCCCUGCCCAGGUUUCCCCCGACUACCAAUACUUCGGCGAGCAGGGAGAAGGGGACACCUGGGAGCAGCUGCGGCUGCAGCAUCUGGAGAAAGACUUGGAAGACUCUGCCCUUGGCCCGUGGGGAAAGUGGCGCUGUUUCUGCGACCUGGGCAAGCAGGAGCGCAGCCGCGAGGUUGUGGGCACAGCGCCGGGCCCGGUGUUCAUGGACCGCGAGAAUCUGGUUCAGGUGCGGCCCUGCCGGCAACGAGAUUGUUCAUCCUGCGAGCCGAACGACUGCGACUGGAGGCCCUGAGCCCGGCCCCGGCGGGCGGAGCUCCAGUGACACCCGGGCGGAGCUUGGAAAGCGACCCCGCCUAUCCAGUUCCCCAACCAUAGAGCUCGGCUGUCAGACUCGGGAACUACAAUUCCCAGGAAGCUGCACGGCAGCGACGUCGGCGU